Racocetra persica is the source of this 414-nucleotide messenger RNA. NCBI's taxonomy places the organism in Eukaryota, Fungi, Glomeromycota, Glomeromycetes, Diversisporales, Gigasporaceae. The record is from the annotation of a GenBank genome assembly.
AAGCAAGCAUCAAACCAUAUAAAAAAAGGAUAGUCCGUAGAAACUUUAAAGCUCGAUGUGCUCGAGUAACGAAAAAGAACAAAAGAACGUGGUCAGCAUGCGAAAAACUAAUGAUAAUCGCAUAUUAUAAAAAAGGACGUAGUAAACGUUCAACUGCUUAUAAAUUUCAAAUAGAACCGAAACAACUUCGGAAUUGGAUAACCAAAAAAUCAGACCUUAUGAAAGCUGCGUCUUAUAUUCAAAAGUUGUCACAUGGGGCUCGGCUGAGGUAUCCUAAACUUGAAGCCGAAUUAAUUGAAUGGUUUCGAGAUCUUAGAUCUCAGCAAAAAGUCGUAAGCCAGUUUAUGAUUCAAGCCAAAGCUUGCUCUCUGUGUGCUACGUCUUGUUAUCAAAAUAAAUACGAGGAAAUAGCAA